UGGUAGAUUUAAGUAACAUCAGCCUUCACCAAUGGCUCUCUGACAGCAAAUAUGUUUUACUGUUAAUAGUAAGAGUUAGAUAUCUGGAUCAGUUGCAGGCCUGGUCUGGCCUGAAUCUGUCAUCCUUGUGUCUUCUGGAUUCAUCCUGCUGUGCAAGUGGAAUCCAAUAAAGACCCUGUUUGCUGUUCCAUUACAGUACCCUAUCAUACUUUUGGGUUCGUUGUUGCUGCUAUCUGGGCAGAUGCACUGAGAUAUAUAUAUAUAUAUGUAGCCCUGGCUAUAUAAGUAGCUCAUUUAUUUAAAUAGUUCAUUUAUAUUGAUAGUUAAAUGCAAAUGUUCACUGUGUUCAAUAUUGUGUAUACAAAUGCCUGCAAGGUAUGUGAUGUGUGUGAGUUCAAUGCACAACCUUUGUAUUUGUAUUUUGAGGUUUAUGUCAUUGUUUUUGAUUUGGUAUUGAUAUGUACUACAGCUCCAGUGAACCCUGAAGUAGUCUCAGGUAGAGGGGGUGGGAGCAAGUGGGGGGCCGUGAGCACUCUGCAGGAAGCGAGAGAGACGAGAGCUGAACAGUGUCGAGUGAACGCAGAGUUCAUAGAAGGCCGACGGACGUAUUUUCGGGUUGACUGAUAGUUAGCUGGAGUGAAAAUCGGUUGUACCCUACUGUGAGUAGGAGGAGACGGACGUCUUGCUGGCGUGUCAGAGAGGUCCCUUCUGCUGGUGGGCUGAAGUUAUGUGUUCACGUGAGAGCACGUGGCGAGGACGACUGUGAGUGCUGCUGCCGUGGCCUGCUGGUAGCCUUGACCCAGUUUCCCCUGCUAUCCCCUUGAACUGCCUGGAGGUGUGAGUACUGUUUGCACGUGCUUUUUAUUUUACUGCUUGGCAACAAGUGAAGCGACCAUAUUGUUUUAGGUCCCAACGCACCCAAGCCACGACUCAGGCCUGCAACGAGGGGUUUGCUAGCAGAAAGACUGUAGCACUUGAGGUCUGUGUGUGUCGGUGAGAGUGUGUGUGGGCCCACAAUAUUGUUUGAUUAUUUUGUUUCUGUUAAAGUAGAUACAUCACAUUGUUUAACAAACUUUAUUAAUUUUACUUAUUUUCUUCUGUGUCGUUAAUUAAUCAUUUACUAAAGUGGAGUUAACUUUACAAUUUAUUAGUCCUUUAUUUAUUCAGGUAAAAAUCUCAUUGAGAUUUAAAAUCUCAUUUCCAAGAGAGACCUGGCAUCAUAUAAUUGACUUGCUUGUGUGUGAUUUAUUUCUAUACAGUGUAGUUUUAUUGCAUAUUUUGUACCAUAAGCAUUAAAAAGGGAGUAUCAAUAGGAAAGUAACAAUAGGAACCCAGGGCCCCUCUCAAUAGAACGUGGGACGGGUGUUACACAAUUCUGGAGGCACCGCUGGGAUACUCCCGUGCUUAACUUUUCUAGUUUGUUCUUUAAAGGAGUAUUUUGUUUACAGAUUUGCACCGCUUAGCACACCAGCAUUAGGAUUUGUAUGAUGACUACUCGAAAAGAGUCUCAAAUUACACCUGAGCUUAGUAGCUGGUGCAGUAAAGCAGGUAUAGACCCAAACCGGGCUUUUGUACUGCAUGAUGUUCCUACUGACUUUGACUUAUCAGACAUUGAAGAGACUGCUCAGUCAGUGAAAGUUUUUGGAAGAGUAAAAGUGAGAGAUAGGCUAACAGACACCCAGACAGGCAAUAACCUUGUGCUGUGUGAAUGCCGUCAAGAUAUUCAGCCAGACCGCAUACCACCGCAUGUGCAGCCAUUGAACGGAGGUCCUGUCUGGAAGAUUUCCCUCCUCACUGAAUCUGUGAGGUCAGCUGAUGACUUCUCAGCCAAGCUUAAGAAACUAAUGGUAGAAGAAGGUAAAACAAUUGAUGAUGUUAGUGCCUUGCUGUCUACUGAAACCCCACAGGAAAACUCCCCUGAAUCCAUCAUUCGGGCAGUCGGAGACCUGUUAGCGAAAACUAUGCGACCUACCAGUGAGAAUACUGCAUCUCGACGUCUGCGGAUAUUCUCUGGCCAGUCUCCUACUCCGGCAGGUGAAGAGAGCCUUGAUAGCUGGGUUGAGCAGGCUCGCCUGAUAAUUGAAGAGUGCGACUGCUCUGAGAGAGAGAAGCGAAGGAGAAUAGUUGAGAGCCUAAAGGGACCGGCGUUGGAGAUCAUCCAAGCUGUACGGCGAGAUAACCCUGAUGCUAGCCCGGAGAGCUAUGUAGAGGCUCUAGAAAGUGCAUUUGGAUCCCUGGAGUCAGGUGAAGACUUGUACCUCACCUUCAGGAGCCUGGGUCAACAGCGAGGAGAAAAGCUGUCAGACUUCCUGAGAAGAUUGGAACGCUCUCUGACCAAAGUAGUGCAGAGAGGGGGUCUCCCUAGCCAUCGAGUCGACCGUGCACGUAUUGACCAGCUUAUACGGGGUGCGACUGAGUCAGAGAUAAUGUUACUGCAGCUAAGACUCAGAGAAAGGAAGGAGGAGCCACCUACUUUCCUGAAGCUGCUCAGUGAGAUUCGAGAAGAAGAAGACCAUGCAAGAGUGAGGCAUGAGUCAAACACCACAGUGAGACAAGUGAAAGUUGGCGAAGAGACAAAAGCCAAAUCGACAGAGGUUCAAGAGCUCAAAGCCGAGAUCAAAGAGUUACGCUCUGAGCUUAAAGAGUUAACAAGCAAGCGCUCAGAUUCCGAGCUAAUGUCUAAGCAAACCAAGAAAGUUGCUGAGGCUGGGGCGGAGAAAGAAGUCCAGCAGUUAAAGCAGCAAGUUCAACAGUUACAACACCAGCUGACUGUUAUGGCUGUGUCACAGGGUUCAACCCAAACGGACUCGACAAAGAGAGAUGAGAGAGCCAGACGAAGCAAGGUAAACAGACCACAUGCUGCAAAAGAUUCAGACAGUUACUUCUGUUACCGGUGUGGGGAGAAUGGCCAUAUUGCCACCCGCUGCAUGGCUCCUGAAAACACUGCCAAAGUAAUCCAGAGGCUACUCGCAGCCCUUCGUAGGAGCAAAGAGGAAAAAGGGGCUACAGGUGGCGCUUCUGAGCCCACACAGGUCGGUUCCAUCAGGAAAAGUUCCGUACACACAUCAUCACAUUGUGGACUCCCAGAUGGAUUGGUUGGCCCAUCCAUGAUGACCGAUGUGACCAUAGAAGGACAACCAUGUAGAGCUCUCCUUGACAGCGGCUCUCAAGUCACCAUUAUAUUUGAGAGCUGGUAUUCCCGUUUCAUCCCCAAUGUGCCCAUUCUUCCUUUACAAGAUCUCGCCAUAUGGGGACUGAGUGAUUCCAACUACCCAUACAAGGGGUAUGUGGCUGUUGAGGUGGGUUUUUCCCCCAACUCAAAGGAAGCUGUAGAGACAGUCACUGUCUUGGCCUUGGUGUGUCCAGAUCCAAAGAGCCCAGACCCUGUUCCUGUCAUCAUUGGUACUAACUCCCAGAAACUGCAUUCUCUGCUGAGAAAUUGUGAAGAGGUAGGAGGAAAAGAUGAGGUUCACUCACUGAGGAUAAAUACCCUCUCCCCAGAACAGCCCUCAUCGCUAAGCACCCAACAAACAGGUGUGGUGGGUCACGUGAAGUGGCAAGGCCCCGGGCCUAUCACUAUCCCUCCUUGUGCAGUACAGUAUGCAGUUUGCAAGGUGGAACAACAGCAGCCAUUAGACAAAAGUAUUCUAAUGGUGGAGGUGGGCGAAUCCACAAACCUCCCAGCUGGAGUGUUGGUUCCACCUGUGGUACUACCAUCUUCUGAGAUGGACACUAACAGUUUCACACUUCUGCUAAGAAAUGAGUCCCAAAGAGAGACUAUUGUCCCCACUGGUACAGUGCUAGCUCAGGUGUACUUGGUGGACACCGUCACUGAGUUAACAAAGACCUCCGCCCAAAAAAGGUCUAUUGACCCUGAGCUGUUUGACUUUGGAGAUUCUCCUAUCCCUGAAGAGUGGAAAGCCAGGUUAGCAGCAAAGUUAUCAAAGAGAGCGGAUGUUUUUUCCCUGGAGGAGUGGGAUGUCUGCCUAGCCAAAGGUGUCGCUCACCACAUAAGGCUGAGAGACCCUCGACCAUUCAGGGAGAGAUCCCGCAGAAUCGCACCCGCUGACAUUGAGGAUGUCCGACGCCAUCUACAAGAACUGCUGGCAGCCGGAAUAAUCAAAGAGUCACGAAGUCCGUAUGCUUCCCCGAUUGUCAUAGUCAGGAAGAAGAAUGGCAAGGUGCGGAUGUGUAUUGAUUAUCGUCUACUGAACUCCAGAACCAUCCCAGACCAGUACACUAUGCCACGCAUAGAUGAUGCGCUGGAUUGUCUGACAGGAAGCAAGUGGUUUUCUGUACUGGACCUGAGAAGUGGAUAUUACCAAGUGGAGAUGUCCGAGGCUGAUAAAGAGAAAACGGCUUUUAUCUGUCCUCUUGGGUUUUUCCAGUUUGAGAGGAUGCCUCAAGGUAUCACUGGCGCGCCUGCAACCUUCCAAAGGUUAAUGGAGAAAGCUGUUGGAGACAUGAACCUCAUUCAAGUCCUUGUGUAUCUGGAUGACCUUAUUGUGUUUGGCCGGACACUGGAGGAGCACGAGGAACGGCUACUUAAAGUCCUGGACCGGCUGGAGGAAUGUGGUCUCAAAGUCUCCAUUGACAAGUGCCAAUUUUGCCAACCACAGGUGAAGUUCUUGGGACACAUUGUCUCUGCCUCUGGAGUUGCCACUGAUCCUGAGAAAGUGAGUGCCGUGACCCACUGGAAGAAACCCACUGAUCUAAAAUCCCUGAGAUCUUUUCUCGGAUUUUGUGGAUACUACCGGCGGUUCAUUGAGAACUACUCCGCCAUAGUCCGCCCGUUGACAGAACUGACUAAGGGAUAUCCUCCUGCACAUGGUAGCAAAAAGGGUGUUGCUAAAGUAAAGCAAAAUAGCUACUUUCGAGUUGCCGAGCCUUUUGGUGAUCGGUGGACCCCAGCUUGUGAUGAUGCCUUUCAGAGCAUUGUUUACAAGCUCACACAUGCUCCAGUCUUGGCAUUUGCUGAUCCAGCCAAACCAUACAUUUUACAUGUUGAUGCAAGUUUGGACGGGCUAGGAGCAGUCUUGAACCAAGAGUACCCAGAAGGACUCCGCCCAGUAGCGUUUGCCAGCCGCAAAUUGAGUCAUGCAGAACGGAACUACCCAGUUCACCAACUGGAGUUUUUGGCUCUGAAAUGGGCAGUAGUGGAGAAGUUCCAUGACUACUUGUAUGGUGCCAAGUUCACGGUGAGAACUGAUAAUAACCCACUCACCUACGUCCUGACCACUGCCAGGUUGAAUGCGACAGGUCAUCGGUGGCUAGCAGCACUCUCCACCUAUGAUUUCAGCAUUCAAUAUAAGCCCGGCCGUGAAAAUGUGGAUGCCGACUCACUCUCCAGGAGUCCGCAAGACACAGCAGAUGGAUGGGUGGAUAUCCCACCCUCUGGGGUAAAAGCUUUGUGUCGUCGGAUCACUACAGAUGGUGUCUGCCAACACACCACCAGAUUUGUCGACCAGCUUGGUGCUUCGCCAGACGCCAUUCCAGCUUUAUAUGCAAACUUCACCCAGAUAGAAGUGGGCCCGCUGCAACAGCUAAGCCUAAAAGAACUGUCAGAAGCCCAAGACUCUGAUCCAGUUAUAGGUGUGGUGAAACCUCAAGUUGAGAGAAACCAUAGUGUUUCAGCUUCUACGCAUGCAAACCCAGAUGUUGUGUUGCUGAUGCGAGAAAGAUCCAAGUUAAAGGUUAAGCGUGGCCUUCUCUACAGAGUCACCACAAGACCCUCUGGUCGAGAAGUAAGUCAGAUUGUCUUGCCUGCUAAGUAUCGGCCAAUGGUACUAAAAUCAGUGCAUGAUGAUGCUGGUCACCUGGGCACAGAACGAACUACAGAGCUCAUUAAAGACCGGUUUUACUGGCCCAGAGUGGCAUCUGAAGUUGCAACAUACAUACAGAACUGUGGAAGGUGUGUAGCUAGGAAGUCCAUCCCACAGAAAGCUGCCCCUUUACAGCACAUCACCAGUAAUGGCCCUCUAGACCUGGUCUGCAUAGACUUUCUUUCUAUUGAGCCAGACUCUAAAGGCAUAGCUAAUGUGCUGGUUGUCACUGAUCAUUACACCAGGUAUGCUCAAGCAUUUCCCACAAAAGAUCAGAAAGCACUGACUGUCGCCAAAGUACUUUUUGAAAAGUUCUUUGUGCAUUAUGGAUUGCCUGCUCGCAUUCACUCAGACCAGGGUAGAGAUUUUGAGAGCAAGCUCAUUAAGGAGCUAUUGACCCUGUUGGGCAUUCGUAAGUCCCGAACGUCACCCUACCACCCUCAGGGCGACCCGCAGCCUGAGCGUUUCAACCGUACUUUGCUGGCAAUGUUGGGCACCCUUGAUCCAGCUAAAAAGCCAAAGUGGAGCCAGCAUAUAAGCCAGCUAGUACAUGCUUACAACACCACUAGAAAUGAUGCCACAGGAUACUCGCCCUACUUCCUCAUGUUUGGAAGAGAGGCGCGACUACCCAUUGACCUGUGUUUUGGUGUGGGGUCAGAUGAAGAAAAUGACUUAAAGCACCACCAGUAUGUGGCUAACAUGAGAAAAGAACUUCAAAAAGCUUACCAGCUAGCCGCUGAUGCAGCUUCCAGAAAUAAUGAACGAAACAAGAGACUGUAUGAUGCGAGAGUUCGGAAUCAGACACUUGAGGAAGGUGAUCGGGUACUGGUUCGGAAUCUCGGCCUCACAGGAAAGCACAAACUACAAGACAGAUGGAACUCACUACCUUACAUAGUGAUCUCCAAGUUACCCAAUCUCCCUGUGUAUCGUGUAAAACCAGAGAGAGGAACUGGUAUUGUGAGGACCGUGCAUAGGGAUCACCUGCUGCCCAUUGGUUACAUGGUCAGGAUGUCUGCUCCAUCAGAAAAGACAGCGCGACCAAAGAGACCAAGGACCAGGGCACAGCAAGUAAGGUGUGAAAAUGAAAAUCGGACACGCGAUUUGGAGCAUCUGAGUGAAGAUGAUUGGUCUUCAGAGUCUGAAGAACAGUGUGUCUACUAUGAACCUCCUUUAGCCUUUCGUGACAGUGUUGAACCUCAAAGUGAGGGGGUUGCGCAAAAGGAGGUUGUGAGCCUUCCUGACCAGAUGGAAAAUGAUCAUCCCAGUGUUCAUAAAUUGUCUGAGGUGGAGGAACAGGGGGAACAAAUCCCAGUAGCAGUAGAUCAGACGGAGGAAAGUUCACAGCAACACCAAGACUCUGUGGUGGCUGAAGAGCUGGAGGAGAGAGAUGGUCCCACACCUAGUGUCUCAGUUGGAGGUGCUGACUCACCCUAUGACCUCAAAACAAAAAGGAGAGUGAGACCUGUAGUACGCCUCAGUUAUGAUGAACCUGGAAGGCCCACUGACAGACCUGUGACUAUUAGUUACCGAGGUAUGGUAAUUCAGAUUUGCUACGACCCUGACUCCUAAAUGUUAAUGCACUAGCCAGUACUCCUUAGUGAGGUUUUAACUGGCCUAAUGAAAGUAGGUCUGAUGGGGACAUUCAGACAUUCAGAAGGGGGAGGGUGUAGCCCUGGCUAUAUAAGUAGCUCAUUUAUUUAAAUAGUUCAUUUAUAUUGAUAGUUAAAUGCAAAUGUUCACUGUGUUCAAUAUUGUGUAUACAAAUGCCUGCAAGGUAUGUGAUGUGUGUGAGUUCAAUGCACAACCUUUGUAUUUGUAUUUUGAGGUUUAUGUCAUUGUUUUUGAUUUGGUAUUGAUAUGUACUACAGCUCCAGUGAACCCUGAAGUAGUCUCAGGUAGAGGGGGUGGGAGCAAGUGGGGGGCCGUGAGCACUCUGCAGGA
This is a messenger RNA of Oreochromis aureus, 7763 nucleotides long. RefSeq lists its product as uncharacterized. Gene Ontology annotation, biological process: DNA integration; proteolysis. NCBI's taxonomy places the organism in Eukaryota, Metazoa, Chordata, Actinopteri, Cichliformes, Cichlidae. Gene Ontology annotation, molecular function: nucleic acid binding; zinc ion binding; aspartic-type endopeptidase activity. The transcript is spliced from 2 exons. Bases 1485 to 7391 code for a protein of 1968 amino acids. The record is from RefSeq and is a predicted model, not a curated record.